Saprolegnia parasitica CBS 223.65 is the source of this 672-nucleotide messenger RNA. RefSeq lists its product as hypothetical. The transcript is spliced from 2 exons. The coding region runs from base 1 to 672 and encodes 223 amino acids. The record is from RefSeq and is a predicted model, not a curated record. NCBI's taxonomy places the organism in Eukaryota, Oomycota, Saprolegniomycetes, Saprolegniales, Saprolegniaceae.
AUGCGACGCCUCAUCGGCCUCCUUCUCGCCUGCGCCGUCCCGAUCGCCGGGCGCUUCAUGCCAACGGCGUCGCCCAUGUACGUCGUGCGCAAGCCGCUGCAGUUCAUGCCGCACACGGCCGCGUCCUCGUGUGCCUUGGUGAACCGCUGCGACCAGUACCGCUUCAUGCCCCGCCAUACAACCAAGAUCCAGCCACGCCCGACGACGCAGCUGCCGACGGUGGCACCGACAACAGCGCUACCUCUCGUGACACCGCGCCACGCCCAAUGCAACGACAACCGAGCCAAGUCGGUCGCCGUUGACCGACCUCCCUGCCCCGUCCAGUGGGCCCGCCACAACGGCGCCGCCGCCGCCAAGUGCGACGCCGUCUCCAACGCCGUUGUACGAGAAUCGUACGCCGAGCCCGCGUCCGCGUCGACGUCGAGUCCCUACGACGGUGCCAACGACCGUCCCAGCAGUGGUCAGUCGUCGUCGGGUCCCCUACCCAUGCAGCAUGACUCGUCCUUGUCGUCGGGCGCGAUCGCCGGGAUUGCAGUCGGCGCCGCCGUCUGCGUCAUUGGCGCGGCGGCGCUGCUCGUCGUCUGGAAGAAGAAGCGAGUGAACGCAGCCAAGCACCAGCAAAUCAUCGAGGACCACACGACCGGCAGCGGCCAGUACUUUGCUCUCUUGUAG